This is a messenger RNA of Saprolegnia diclina VS20, 150 nucleotides long. RefSeq lists its product as hypothetical. The transcript has 2 exons. NCBI's taxonomy places the organism in Eukaryota, Oomycota, Saprolegniomycetes, Saprolegniales, Saprolegniaceae. Bases 1 to 150 code for a protein of 49 amino acids. The record is from RefSeq and is a predicted model, not a curated record.
AUGAUGGUGACGCUCUCGAUCAAGGAGCUGAUUCCGUCAGCUGUCAAGUUUUGCCCGGAUGGCCAUGCCGUCUCGCUUGCAAUCCUUGGUGGCAUGGCUCUUAUGUCGUUGAGUUUGAUCCUCUUCGCUGCGAUUAUCGAGGUCGCCUAG